Messenger RNA from Pogona vitticeps (central bearded dragon), 4496 nucleotides. NCBI's taxonomy places the organism in Eukaryota, Metazoa, Chordata, Lepidosauria, Squamata, Agamidae. The record is from RefSeq and is a predicted model, not a curated record.
CCAAGCCAACGGCAAUGACCCUGAGCUUUUUGAAAUCCCACCUGAACUAGUGCUGGAAGUACCAAUUCGGCACCCCAAGUUUGCCUGGUUCAGGGACCUGGGUCUCCAGUGGUAUGGCUUGCCAGCAGUUUCCAACAUGCUGCUAGAGAUUGGAGGCUUGGAGUUCUCCGCUUGUCCCUUCAGUGGCUGGUACAUGGGAACCGAGAUUGGCGUCCGGGAUUACUGUGACAAUUCUCGCUACAACAUCCUGGAGGAGGUUGCCAAAAAUAUGAAGCUGGAUAUGAGGAAGACUUCCUCACUCUGGAAGGACCAGGCAUUGGUGGAGAUAAACAUUGCUGUUCUUUACAGUUUCCAGAGUGACAAAGUAACCAUUGUGGACCAUCACUCAGCCACGGAGUCUUUCAUCAAACAUAUGGAGAAUGAGUACCGCUGCCGGGGAGGUUGCCCUGCCGACUGGGUGUGGAUUGUCCCACCCAUGUCUGGAAGCAUCACCCCUGUAUUUCACCAGGAAAUGCUCAACUACAGACUCACACCUUCCUUCGAGUACCAGCCUGAUCCUUGGAACACACAUAUUUGGAAAGGUCUCAAUGGAACUCCCACCAAGAAGAGAGCCAUUGGCUUUAAAAAGUUAGCCAAAGCCGUGAAGUUCUCAGCCAAGUUAAUGGGACAAGCAAUGGCAAAGAGAGUCAAAGCUACAAUUUUGUAUGCCACAGAAACGGGGAAGUCCCAGGUCUAUGCAAAAACCUUGUGCGAAAUCUUCAAGCAUGCCUUUGAUGCGAAGGUGAUGGCGAUGGAUGAGUACGAUAUUGUCCAUCUGGAGCAUGAGACCCUUGUGCUGGUGGUCACAAGUACCUUUGGCAAUGGAGAUCCACCUGAGAAUGGGGAGAAAUUUGGUUGUGCUCUAAUGGAAAUGAAGAAUCCCAACUCCAGCCUGGAAGAGAGUAGGAGCUACAAAGUGCGUUUCAACAGCGUCUCCUCUUAUUCAGAUGCUCGGAAAUGCUCCACGGACGGCCCAGAUGCCAGGGAUCACUUUGAGAGUGCUGGUCCUCUGGCCAACGUCAGAUUCUCCGUCUUUGGCCUGGGGUCACGGGCCUACCCUCACUUCUGUGCCUUUGCCCGUGCUGUGGACACACUCUUGGAAGAAUUGGGAGGGGAACGCAUCCUGCGGAUGGGUGAGGGGGAUGAACUCUGUGGACAGGAGGAGUCCUUCAGGACGUGGGCCAAGAAAGUCUUCAAGGCAGCAUGCGAUGUGUUCUGUGUGGGUGAUGAUGUCAACAUUGAGAUGGCCAACAACUCCCUCAUCAGCAAUGAUCGGAGCUGGAAGAGAAGCAAGUUCCGCCUGACCUACGUAGCUGAAGCCCCCGAACUGACACAAGGGUUGUAUAGCAUUCACAAAAAGCGGGUCUUUGCAGCCCGACUUCUAACACGUCAGAAUCUGCAAAGCCCCAAAUCCAGCCGUUCGACAAUCUUCGUGCAGCUUCACACCAACAGUCACAAGGAACUACAUUAUAAACCUGGAGACCACCUGGGAGUGUUCCCAGGCAACCAUGAAGAACUGGUCAAUGCCUUGAUUGAACGGUUGGAAGAUGCACCGCCCACCAACCAGCUGGUAAAAGUUGAAUUAUUGGAAGAAAGGAGCACAGCUUUAGGUGUCAUCAGCAACUGGACAGAUGAGAACCGCAUACCACCCUGCACCAUUUUCCAGGCAUUCAAAUAUUAUUUGGACAUCACAACCCCUCCCACACCAAUCCUGUUGCAACAGUUUGCCUUACUGGCCACUAGUGACAAGGAGAAGAAGCACUUACAGAUUCUCAGCAGGGGUCUUCAGGAAUAUGAAGAGUGGAAAUGGUCCAAGAAUCCCACGAUGGUCGAAGUGCUGGAAGAGUUCCCAUCGGUGCAGAUGCCCUCUACCCUCCUCUUGACCCAACUGCCACUGCUGCAGCCCCGUUACUACUCUAUUAGUUCCUCCCCUGACAUGUACCCUGAUGAGGUCCACCUCACAGUGGCUGUAGUCUCCUACCGCACCAGAGAUGGAGAAGGGCCAAUGCACCAUGGAGUCUGUUCCUCCUGGCUCAACCAGAUACAGGAAGAUGAAGUGGUGCCAUGUUUUGUCAGAGGAGCUCCUGGAUUCCACAUGCCACAAAAUCCGCAGGUUCCUUGCAUCCUCAUUGGCCCUGGAACAGGGAUCGCUCCUUUCCGAAGCUUCUGGCAGCAACGGCUCUUUGAUAUCAAGCACAAAGGUCUGCAGCCAUGUCCCAUGACACUGGUCUUUGGUUGCCGACAAUCCAAGAUUGAUCACAUUUACAAAGAGGAGACUUUGUUGGCCAAAACCAGUGGGGUCUUCAAGGAGCUGUAUACGGCCUAUUCCAGGGAGCCGGAUAAACCAAAGAAAUACGUGCAGGAUAUCCUGAAGGAGGAGCUAGCAGGGUCAGUCUACAAGGCACUGAAGGAGCAAGGCGGUCACAUCUAUGUGUGUGGUGAUGUCACCAUGGCUGGAGACGUCCUCAAGACCAUCCAGAGCAUCAUAAGGCAACAAGGCCAGCUGACAGCAGAGGAGUCCAGCACUUUCAUUAGUAAGCUAAGGGAUGACAAUCGAUACCAUGAGGAUAUAUUUGGAGUCACUUUACGCACAUACGAAGUGACUAACCGCCUCCGAUCUGAGUCAAUUGCGCACAUUGAAGAGAGCAAGAAAGACACCGAUGAGGUGUUUUGUUCCUAACCUUGACCAACCGUUGCCCAAGAUGGGAUGCCAAACCCAGGCCAGUCACACAGCAGCUCCUGCUGCGUCUUUCCAGCCCACGUGAGGGCCUGGACCCUGUACUGACACAUCCACAUCCACUCCUUUUCUCCAGGGACUCCACAGCCCACGAUAAAAGCUAUCCUGUGUUUCAUCCUGUUGUUGUAUCCUGAAGAGAUAUGUGUUGGCCGACAGUACGGAUGGCAGCAGAGGAGAUUACCGUGAAGCUGAUGAUGAUAUUUUUCUCCAUCCAUCCCCCUUGCAGAAAAUUCUCCUCCUCCUUGUACCCUGUGGCAAUUUUCUUUUCACGUGCCCUUCUCUGGAAUUCCUCUCCACUGAAGUGUGAUGACUUUUCUCCACUUUCUUCCUCCACCUGUUAAAGAGGGGGCCAUUUUUUUGGCGGCUGCAUGAAAUGGCCACCUAGCUACCAUCAUCUGCAUCGUUUGGUGUUCCAGGGUGGGGUUAAGCAGUGGAAGAUCAAGGACAGCAGCAGAGAAAUGUGGAAUCAACACCAUAUAUGUCAAAAUAUCUGCCCAGCAUGAUCCGCUUUAAGCAGGGAGACCUAUUUCUCCCCUUCUUUUUCUUCUUCUGCCCUCUGGUCAGAGGAGGAGAGGAGGCAAAUGUAUGCAUGCUUUUGUUCCUGUUCAGCAUCUUAGUUCUCCGUGCUGGGUCUCUAUUGAACAGCUAUCAAUCUCACUUUCAUUGGUAUGCUGUGUUCUGUUUGUCGUAUCCAAACGUCAUGUGUUGCUCUGGCCUCCUGAUCCUCUCCUUGUGUAAGAUUUGUUCUGAAUCCUCUGCACUGUGCCUAUGUACAGCCAAGUAAUUUAAUAAUGAUAAUAAUCUUAGAACUGCAGAGCUAGGAGGGACCCUGUGGAUCAGAGAGUCCAGCCCAUCUCAUGGAGGCACAAUGAGGUAUUGAACGCGCAACCUCUGGCUUCACAGCCAGGCACCUACUGUAAAUGACUGAGUUAUUUCAGAUUCUGUAUUUACUAGUUUUCAAAGGGGGAAGCCUUCUUGAGAUUGGAUAUGCAGAAGCAACGGUGGUCUUCCAAGUGUGUUCUGACUGCAACUCCCAUUAACCCUCGCUGUUGAACUGUGUUGCAUCGAAUUGAUCUGAGUUGUAGGCAACAACAUCUGCCUAGCCCCACACACGCACGUGAAAUUGUCAGCUGGGUUAUUUCACUUCCUUCAAAGCAUGGCGAGUCAGGCUUGCUGCUUUCACCACAGCCCCAUUCUGGGGAGGGGGACCGAGUUGCGAAGGUGGGCAGCCUUUUUAACCAACAGGCUGUCAUCCACGGGCUGUGCCCUGCCUUUCAGAGCUAAGGGGUCGGGGUGAGGAAUACAAAUGAGAGAAGGUGGAAGAGCUUAUGCUUUUUUUCACUUCCUGUGUUGUGUGUGCCUUUGUCCUACACAAGCUAGAAAGAGUGGUGGCAAAGGGCCGCAUCUGUAUAUAGUCAGCCCAACAUAUUUUGCUCCCUGAGGCAAGUGCAGUACUCCUCCAAAAUAAAAAAAGUUUUAAAAAUAAUUAUUUUGUUAUUUGGGGUGGCAGUAAUGAUACAGUAGAGUUAAAUUAGAUUUUGUGGCAAGGGUGUAGUGUGUGUUGCUGUGCACCCCGCUAGGCCCCUCACCAGUGGAGCCAGCAUUCCCUAUUAAUAACUCCACGGGGUCCACCUCAGCUUCUUGACAUAUCAGUUUUUAUUUGAGUUACAGCAGUACAGUGGUGCCUCGCAUUACGGUUAAUUCGUUCCAGCUAAAUCGC